Colletotrichum spaethianum is the source of this 1203-nucleotide messenger RNA. RefSeq lists its product as uncharacterized. The coding region runs from base 1 to 1203 and encodes 400 amino acids. Lineage: Eukaryota; Fungi; Ascomycota; Sordariomycetes; Glomerellales; Glomerellaceae. The record is from RefSeq and is a predicted model, not a curated record. The transcript is spliced from 2 exons.
AUGUACACCAAAGCAAUCAUUGCCUUCGGCCUGGCCACUGUUGCCAGCGCCCACAUGAAGAUGAGCUCGCCUGUGCCUUACGAUGCUGCCAACUUGGACAACAGCCCUCUUCUGGCAAACGGUGCGAAUUUCCCCUGCAAGUCUAGCAGUUACAACGCCGCUGGUGCUUCCAACGUCUACGCUCAGGGUGCCACCGGUGAGCUUGCGUUCAUCGGCUCCGCUGUCCACGGCGGUGGAUCUUGCCAGGUUUCCAUCACCUACGACGCCAAGCCCGACAAGAACAGCGUCUGGAAGGUCAUCAAGUCCAUCGAGGGUGGUUGCCCUGCCAAGAACGCCGCUGGCAACCUCGGCGACAACGCCAACCAAAUCAACGCGGACAAGUACGACUUCACCAUCCCUGAAGACAUGCCUGCCGGUAACGGCACCAUUGCUUGGACCUGGUUCAACAAGGUCGGCAACCGCGAGAUGUACAUGAACUGCGGACCUGUCACCAUCACCGGAUCCGAGGGCUCCAAGGAGGCUUACAACGCCCUCCCUGACAUGUUCGUUGCUAACAUCGGCAACUGCGAAACCGUGGAGGGCACCGAUGUCCAGUUCCCCAACCCCGGCACCUCUGUUGACAAGUUUGGCGACGCCUCGGUUCUCAAGGCUCCCCCGGCUGCAUGUGGCGGUGGCUCUGGCAGUGGCUCUGGCUCUCCCGCUCCUACAAGCACCGCAGCUAAUGGUGGUGCCACCACUGCCGCUCCCACCUCCGCCCCGGCCUCUUCCAAGCCUACUGCCAGCGCCGCUAUCCCCGGUGGUGUCUUCAUCACCGUCCCUGCUAACAACGGUGGCGUUUCCGCGACUCCUACCGCCUCUGCCUCCAAGGCACCUGCGCGCUGCCCCAGCGCUGCUCCCUCCGCUGCCCCCUCCGCCGCCCCUUCUUCCGGCACUGGCAGCGGCUCUGGCAACGGCACUGAGACCCCUUCGACCGGCGCUGGUGCCCAGACUGUUGGCUCUGCCUGCACGGAUGAGGGAGCGUGGAACUGUGUCGGUGGCAGCUCCUUUCAGCGUUGCGCCAGCGGCACUUGGUCAGCUGUCCAGCAGCUUGCCGGCGGUACCUCCUGCUCCGCCGGUAUGGGCUCCAACCUCAACAUGGUUGUGACCCGAAAUGGUCGCAAGCGCGCUCUGCGCCAGCGCUCCCUUCGCUUCCGUUCCGCCUAA